Molecule: messenger RNA, 2034 nt
Organism: Insectozyma verbasci
Lineage: Eukaryota; Fungi; Ascomycota; Pichiomycetes; Serinales; Debaryomycetaceae
Source: the annotation of a GenBank genome assembly
AUGCCAUUGGAACAAAUAGAUGAUGAUGAUAAUACUUGGGACUCAAUGUCUUCUAAUGAAUCACUUGAUGGUAAACAGAAAUUAAUAAAACGAGGAAAUUCAAGCUCAGGGUCAAAGAAAUUACUGAUUCAUCCACCAAUAAGUACCAUAGCAACAACAACAAAUUCAAAUUUAUCACAACCACAACCUCAUAAAUCACAAUUAUCAUUAACUACAACACUUAAUAAAACUCCUUUGGAUCCAUUAACUACAAAAGAAGAUGCAAAUUCAGUAGUUUCAAAAGACUCAAAAGAUAAUAAUCAACCGGAGCAAAAUAAUCGAUUUCUUAAAGAUUUACAAGAAUAUGAAAUAGAACAUAAUGGGAAUAAUGAUUUGCAAAAAAGUUCUUCCGUUGACGAAGAUAGUUCAAAAUUAUUAGCGUCUCCUAAAAUUAUCGCAUAUCGUAAAUCUAAACGAACGGUAAGUGAAGGAACUUUCGAUCUGUUAAUUUCUUCACCAACUUCACAAACUAUCCCAACAUCAAAUUCAGUCACGUCACCUCCAAAAUUUGAUAAUAAAUUAUAUGUUGAUGAAUUUUAUAAAGAUCUGAAAUUUAGAUACGCAGUAAUGAAGCGUAAUGUUGAAUUUCAUCAAAUAUUUAAAAAAUUGGACUUAACUGAUCGUUUACUUGAUGAUUUUGCAUGUGCAUUAAGUAGGGAAAUCUUAUUACAAGGGAGGAUAUAUAUUAGUGAAAGUUAUAUAUGUUUUAAUUCAAAUUUAUUAGGAUGGGUUACAAAUAUGAUUCUUGAAUUUAAUGAUAUUGUCAAAGUUGAAAAGAAAUCAAUUGCGGGGUUGUUUCCUAAUGGGAUUAGUAUAGAGACUAAUAAUGGUCAAGUACAUACAUUUGCUAGUUUUUUAAGUAGAGAUUCAACUUAUGAAUUAAUGUUGACUAUAUGGAAGGGAAAAACGGGUAAAACAAAUGAAGAUUUAACAAAAGAAGAUGAGACAAAAAUUGAAGAAACAGCAAAUGAAAUUGAAGAAAAUAAAGAAAUUGAAAGUUAUAUAAUGUCAAUAGAUGGAGAUGAUGAAGGUAGAGAAAUAGAACGGGAGAUAUCUAAUGUAGAAGUUAAUGUUGUUGCUAAAUUGGUUAAAUUAAAACCAGAAUCAAAAUACACAAAUAAAGGACCUGAUUUCCAUCUACCUACGUCUGCAGAAUAUGAUGCAAAUUCAAAUGAGAUUGAAUUAAUAGAUGAGAUAAUAAGUGCACCAUUGGGUAUAGUAUUUGAUAUAUUAUUUGGUUCAAAUACAUCUUUUCAAACUAGCUUUUUAAAAACUCACGAUGGAUCUGAAAUUUCAGAAUAUGAUGAGUUUCAUCCAAAUGAAGAUGAUCCAACAAUAAUGGAGCGUAAAUAUAACUAUCGUCGAAAUUUAGGUUAUUCAAUUGGUCCAAAAUCAACAAGAUGUGAAGUUACCGAAAUCAUCGAACAUUUAAAUUAUUCCGAUUAUAUAAUUGUAACUACUGUCACCUCAACACCGGAUGUUCCUUCUGGAAAUGUAUUUCAAGUCAAAACAAGGUAUAUAUUUACAUGGGCUGAGAAUAACAGUACAAAUUUAAUAGUUAAACAUUUUGUUGAAUGGUCAGGUAAGAGUUGGAUGAAAUCAGUCAUUGAAAAAUCAUCAUUACUGGGUCUGAAACAAAUCAUGAAGGAAAUGAUGGAAGAGUUAAAAAAGGAAAUUGAAGAGAAUACGUACUUCAUUGAUGCUCCUAAUCAACAACAACAACAAAUAAUGGUACCACCACAACCACAAAAGAAACCAUCAAAUAAUCUAAAAGUAUUACCUCAACCACCAGUCAGUACUACUACUACGUCUUAUGAUUUACGAAAUUCAUUUAUUUAUGUAUUAUUUGUCAUUAUUAUUUUACAAUUGUUUAUAUUUUAUGAGUUGUAUCAAAAUAGAAAAUUAACAAAAUUGUUAAUAUCAUUACAAGUUUCAAGUUUAUCACCUCAAGAUAUUAAUAAAUAUAAAUUAAAUAAAUAUAUACAAUGUUAUUAA